AACCGUUAACUGACAGUAACGGUAAACUUAACAGAAACGGUAACUCCCGGUGUUUUAUGUUUAAAUUAAAGGCUGUGUGGGAGAGGUGAAUGAUUUAUUUUUCUUCAGUCGAAGAGGAAACAAGUGACUGGUAACUUCCGCCUUCACCUGUGCGCGCUCCCGCGAGGGACGGGUGGGGCUCGGUAGUGCUUCUAACAGAGACACAGAAGAGGACCGAGAGAGAAGUUUUAAUCGUGGGUGUGAUGAAGGUGUGAAGGUUUCUGUGGUCAGAAGAAGCUGUGUUACAGGUUUCCCUCUCAGACCAGAGAAGAUGAAUGAUUUGGAGGAAGAGGAGGACAGAGCAGAGUCCCCAGGAUCCAUCUGUCUCUCUAUGAAGAGUGACUGGUCCAGAGAACCUCCACUAUUCUUCAGUAAUGAACCUGGACCCUCAGACACAGAAUGGAGAGCAGUGUCCACAGGAUCCACCUGUCUCUCUAUGAAGAGUGACUGGUCCAAAGGACUUCCUCCAAACUUCAGUAAUGAACCUGGACCCUCAGACACAAAAGAGGAGGAGCAGCUGUCCUGCUGUUCUUUGUGUCAGGACGUCCUGAAGGAUCCAGUCUCUACCAGCUGUGGACACUGGUUCUGCAGACAGUGCAUCACCUCAGACUGGGACCAGUCUGGUUCAUCAGGAGACUCCUCCUGUCCCCAGUGUGGGAAAAGACCAAGACCAGGACCUGGACUGCAGACAGCCAGUCAGACCAGCACUGUACAAACAGAUAGUGGUCUGCAGGAGGUUUUAGAUGAACAUCAGAUCAGUCUGAGGAGGAGAUGUGAACGUGUGACUGAAGGAACUGAUGGAACAGGAAGUAGAACCCUCCUCAACAGGAUCUACACUGAGCUCUACAUCACAGAGGGACAGAGUGAAGAGGUUAAUACCCAACAUGAGGUGAGGCAGCUGGAGACAGCUUCCAAGAAGAAGACCCUCCAUGACACUCCAAUCAGGUGCCAGGACGUCUUUAAAGCCUUACCUGACCAACAGAGACACAUCAGAGUGGUUCUGACCAACGGCGUCGCUGGUGUUGGAAAAACCUUCUCAGUGCAGAAGUUCACUCUGGACUGGGCAGAGGGCUCGGAAAACCAAGAUGUCAGUCUGCUGGUUCUGCUUUCGUUCAGGGAGCUGAACCUGAUCAGAGAUGAGCAGUACAGUCUUCUCACGCUGCUCCAUGUUUUCCAUCCAACAUUACAGAAGGUCACAGCAGAGAAGCUGGCUGUCUGUAAAGUUCUGUUCAUCUUUGACGGCCUGGAUGAAAGCAGACUUUCACUGGAUUUCAUCAACAGGAAGGUUGUGUCUGACGUCACACAGAAGUCAUCAGUCAACGAGCUGCUGACAAACCUCAUCCAGGGGAAUCUGCUUCCCUCGGCUCUGGUCUGGAUAACUUCCAGACCUGCAGCGGCCAAUCAGAUCCCUCCUUCAUGUGUUGACAGGGUAACAGAAGUACGAGGCUUCACUGACCCACAGAAGGAGGAGUACUUCAGGAGGAGAUCCAGUGAUGAAGAGCUGUCCAACAGAACCAUCUCACACAUCAAGACCUCCAGGAGCCUCCACAUCAUGUGUGGAGUCCCAGUCUUCUGCUGGAUCACUGCUACAGUUCUGGAGCACAUGUUGACUACAGAGCAGAGAGGAGAGCUGCCCAAGACCAUGACUGACCUGUACUCACACUUCCUGCUGGUUCAGACAAAGAGGAAGAAGAACAAGUACCAUGAGGGACAUGAGACGAGUCCACAGGAGCUGACGGAGGCUGACAGGGAAGUUCUUCUGAAGCUGGGGAGGCUGGCGUUUGAACAUCUGGAGAAAGGAAACAUCAUGUUCUACCAAGAAGACCUGGAGCAGUGUGGUCUUGAUGUGACAGAGGCCUUGGUGUACUCAGGACUUUGUACAGAGAUCUUCAAAAGAGAGAGUGUGAUCUUCCAGAAAACAGUCUACUGCUUUGUUCAUCUGAGCGUUCAGGAGUUUCUGGCUGCAGUCUACAUCUUCCACUGUUUCACCAACAGGAACACACAGGUACUGAAGGACUUCCUGGAAGAUAGCGAUUCUGAUGAUUCAUUCAUUGAAGAUGACAUGGACACUGACCAUUACUCAUCCAUAAAUAAUUUCCUGAGGGGAGCCAUGGAAAAAUCUCUUCAAAGUAAAAAUGGCCACCUGGACCUGUUUGUUCGCUUCCUUCAUGGCCUCUCUCUGGAGUCCAACCAGAGACUCUUAGGAGGUCUGCUGGGUCAGACAGAGAACAGUCCAGAAAUCAUCCAGAGAGUCAUCAACAACCUGAAGAGGAUGGACACAUAUGACAUCUCUCCUGACAGAAGCAUCAACAUCUUCCACUGUCUGAUGGAGAUGAACGACCACUCAGUUCAUCAGGAGAUCCAAGAGUUCCUGAAGUCAGAGAACAGAUCAGAGCAGAGACUCUCUGGGAUCCAGUGCUCAGCUCUGGCCUACAUGCUGCAGAUGUCAGAGGAGGUUCUGGAUGAGCUGGACCUGAAGAAGUACAGAGCAUCAACAAAGGGAAAACAACGAUUGAUUCCAGCAGUGAGAAACUGCAGAAAAGCUCAACUUUCUGGCUGUGAACUGUCAGUCAUACACUGUAACACCAUAGCCGCAGCUUUGAAGUCAAACCCCUCCCACCUCAGACAACUUGACCUGAGUGACAAUUAUCUGGAGAAUCUAGGAGUGGAGGUGGUCUCUGCUGGACUGGAGAGUCCACACUGUAGACUGGAGACUCUGAGACUUGAUAACUGCGAAUUGACACCGUCCAGCUGUUCUUCUCUGGCCUCAGCUCUGAAGUCCAACCCCUCCCAUCUGAGAGACCUGGACCUGAGUCACAACAAGCUGCAGGAUUCAGGAGUGAAGGAGCUGUGUGGUUUUCUGCAGAGUCCAGACUGUAGACUGGAGACUCUGAGGUUGAAGAACUGCAGUUUGUCAGAGAUCAGCUGUUCUUCUCUGGUCUCAGCUCUGAAGUCCAACCCCUCCCAUCUGAGAAAACUGGACCUGAGUGAGAACGACCUGCAGGAUUCAGGAGUGAAGGAUCUGUGUGGUUUUCUGCAGAGUCCAGACUGUAGACUGGAGACUCUGAGGUUGUCAAAGUGCUCUGUCACACAUGAAAGGUGUGUUUGUCUGGCCUCAGUUCUGAAGUCUGGAUCCUCCCAUCUGAGAGAACUGGACCUGAGCAGAAACAAGUUGAAAGAUUUAGGAGUGAGGAAGCUGUGUUUUGGACUGAAUAGUACCAACUGCAGACUGGAGACUCUUGGGCUUCGAGGCUGUGGGCUGUCAGAGAUCAGCUGUUCUUCUCUGGUCUCCGCUCUGAAGUCCAACCCCUCCCAUCUGAGAGAACUGGACCUGAGCAGAAACGACCUGAAGGAUUCAGACCUGAAGCCUCUGUUAGAUCUUGUGGAGGACCCAGACUACAGACUGCAGACUGUGAGGAAAUAAAGUGCUGAGUCAUCAAGGUGAGAGUCUGUGUCUGGUCCAUGUUACUGGGAGGUAGAGUGGAGAGGAGAGCUUCUUCCAGCAGUGACUGACAGAGAAAUCAGAGGAAGUGGAGAUGACUCUCAGUGCUGCAGUCUGAACUGAUCUGAGAACAGCUCCACUGUCAGACACAGAGUCCAGUCCACCAUCAUCCCUGUGUGUUCCUCUGGAUCUGACAGAGGAUCAUCAGUGUAUCUGGACUCUGCUGCUGCUCUGUCCUUCUACACAGUCACUGCAGACACACUCACACUCCUCCUCCUCUUCCUCCUUCUCCUCCUCCUCCUCCUCCUGGUUACAGAACAUUCAGAAAGUGUUUGUCUGCUGUGUCUGUGGUCUGAGAACAGCCUCAUACAGCUCAUCAUAUUCCUCAGAGAUCAGUGAACUCAACAACAAACACUGAUGUGGAGCAUUGAUCAUAUUCUCAUUUACUGUUUUUGAUAUUUACAUUUUAUCAAGUAAAGCAAAUAUUUUCAGGUCAUUUGUUUCAAAUCUGAAUCUCUGUAACACGCUGAAAGAUGUAAUAUAAGAUUUAAUUUAGUUCUUAUAAUGGAACAUACUGUCGUCUGUCUAAUUCAGCAUCAUGCACAUGUUUUUAGUUUAUUAUCAUUCAUUCAUUGAUCUGCUGAUAAAUGAUCAGGUCUGUAGUUUCUCUCUCAUCAGUAACAGCAUCAUUCAGUUUCAUAUAUCAUCUUGUUUGAUGUUGUAACUGAUCAUGGUUAAAGGUGAAGAUGAGAUUUGUCCUCAGGAUUUUCACCUUAAAUCAUUUAGAGUCUGAUGAGAAAAUGAUUUCUUGUUCUGAGACAGAGGAGGAGGAGUGAGUCCUGAUUGGCAGAGAGCUCUGUGACCACGCCUCCAACUGUGACAUCACUCCUCAGAUAAAACUGGUUUUUACCACAGAACUUUCCUCAUGAAGCUUCCAGUGAGUUUAUAUAAUCUCUGUGUCUUUACUUUGAUCAUAAAUCAGAAUAAGUCCCAUUUUAACAAGGUGUUUUAUUACCUGUCUGCCUCCAUGCAGCAGGUGAGCUCUGCUGAACACUGACGGAUUGACUUCUUUAAACACACCAGAGCUGAGCUGAGUAACUAGAGUAACUAAGUACUGUAACAGAUUACUGCUGUAUUAACUUUAAUGAGUUUUAUUGGUUUGUUGUGUUUGUUCUUUUUUUCUGUAAUUUGACCAAGUUUUUUGUUUUGUUUUAUCAGUCUUCGUUGUGUUGCUCAUUUUAUUUUAUGUUUAAUUUUAUUUUACUCUCGGUAAUAAAAUAAUUCUAAUUA
Messenger RNA from Lates calcarifer (barramundi perch), 4771 nucleotides. RefSeq names its product NLR family CARD domain-containing protein 3. The record is from RefSeq and is a predicted model, not a curated record. Bases 311 to 3463 code for a protein of 1050 amino acids. NCBI's taxonomy places the organism in Eukaryota, Metazoa, Chordata, Actinopteri, Centropomidae. Gene Ontology annotation, molecular function: protein binding. The transcript is spliced from 12 exons.